Molecule: messenger RNA, 1301 nt
Organism: Glycine soja
Lineage: Eukaryota; Viridiplantae; Streptophyta; Magnoliopsida; Fabales; Fabaceae
Product: BOI-related E3 ubiquitin-protein ligase 1-like
Exons: 3
Coding region: 165-1115 (316 amino acids)
Biological process (GO): regulation of programmed cell death
Molecular function (GO): ubiquitin-protein transferase activity
Source: RefSeq, a predicted model, not a curated record
UCAUUUGCAUGCUUCGUUAUUCUCUAUAUUUCUCUCCCUCUUUCUCUUCACACUCUGGCUUUCAUUCAUUUGCAUUGCGAGAAAACGAAAAACUCUGAAAACCGCAACAAACUCACACACACUCACAAGAGAGUAACAACCAAACAAACAACAAAUCUCUCAUCAUGGCAGUUGAGGCUCCUCCGCACAACAUGAAUCUCUUCCCCUCGCAGUUACUAACCGCCAGAGAAAUGAUGAAACCGAAUCUUGGCUUCUACACCGCACAGCAAACGGAAGCUGCUGCUGCUGCUGCUACGCCUCUUCUUCAGUCAACGGCGUUACCUUUUCUCCACCAAUCCGAUAGUGGCCUCACCUGCCACGUCACCACCACCGCUCCGACGAGAAAACGCUCCAGAGACUCCAUCACCACUGUACCAAACGCGCUUCUACCACUUCCGCAGAAGAACAAACUAUCAUCAUCAUCAUCAUCAUCACCACCACCGUCCAUUCUCGAUCAAGAGCUUCUCUUCCAUUUCCAGAACCAGCAAUCCGAGAUCGACCGCUUCAUCGUACAACACACGGAGAAAGUGAGAAUGGAGAUGGCGGAGCAGCGAGUGAGGCAAUCGAGAAUGUUGAUAACGGCGAUUCAAGAAGCCGUGGCGAAGAAACUGAAGGAGAAAGACGAAGAGAUUCAGCGCGUGGGGAAGCUGAAUUGGGUUCUGCAAGAACGAGUGAAGAGCAUCUGCGUGGAGAAUCAGAUUUGGAAAGAACUAGCGCAAACAAACGAAGCCACCGCGAAUAAUCUUCGGAACAAUCUAGAACAAGUUCUGGCGCACGUUAGCGAAGAUCACCAUAACCACAACCACCACGCCGUCGAAGCGGCGGAAUCGAGUUGCGCGAGCAACAACAACAACAACCACCCCCACCGCGAGGAGGAGGAGGUUUGCGGCGGAUACGAGCGAAACGACGGCGUUUUGGGGAAGAGGAUGUGCAAUCAGUGUGGGGUAAGAGAAUCGAUAGUGCUGUUGUUGCCAUGUAGGCAUCUGUGUUUGUGCACAAUGUGUGGGUCCACCGUACACAAUUGCCCUCUUUGUCAAUCUGGCAUUAAUGCCAGUGUUCAUGUUAAUUACUCUUAGGAGGAGUUUUUUUCUUCUUCUUCUUUUCUUUUCUUAACGUUUUCCAUAUACUACUACUCCAUUUUACACCACCGGAAAAAAAUAGUUACAGUUUACUUUCUUUUUUGUCCGAAGGACAGUGUAAGGAGGACAAAGAAAUAGUAGAAUGUAGAAUUCUUUUGUUGAUACAGAUUUUUUUUCUCUCUC